Messenger RNA from Daphnia magna, 4293 nucleotides. RefSeq lists its product as uncharacterized. The record is from RefSeq and is a predicted model, not a curated record. NCBI's taxonomy places the organism in Eukaryota, Metazoa, Arthropoda, Branchiopoda, Diplostraca, Daphniidae. Gene Ontology annotation, molecular function: nucleic acid binding. Gene Ontology annotation, biological process: DNA integration.
AAAGAUCGAGCGUCACGUUAGAAAGAACCGCCGUUUAGCUUUAGAUCGCUUUGAGUUUAAAGAAUAUCGUCAGGAACGCAGCGCAACUUUCGAUGAGUUCUAUAUUGGUUUGUAGCGCAUAGCCAAGUGCCCCGAAUUGUGCCGACAUUGCUUUGAUCAACGUAGGACAACGCGUGUCAUGAGUGGCAUCUGUUACCAGGAGGUGCGCAAAAAACUGCUUGCUAUUGCACCGCUCCCAUCGUUACAGACAGCAGUUGACUUAUGCCGCAGUGAAGAAGCACUUGCAAAAACGAGUCAUUGUUGAGCCGUUCUGGUGCCACUUCAGUCAACGUGUUGAAAAAGCCAGAUGAAAAGGGAAAUCGAUCCCGCACUCAUUCACUCCGCCGUGGAGAAUACAAAGAUAGACCCAAGUGUGGAAAUUGUGGUCAUCCCCCUCAUGAUGCCGGCAAGGAUUGCCCAGCCAAGGGUAGAGAUUGCCAUAGUUGCGGCAAAUCAGGCCAUUUUUCGACGGUUUUUGAAAAGCAUAAGGAUAAGAGCGAGAAACAAGUUGCAAGUUGCAAGAAACUCGCUAGCAUUUGCCUCGCACAUAUCGCAGCUGCCCGUCAUGCUCCAACCAUCGAGGUCGGCAUUCACAGUCGGUCGGGUGAGCACCUCUACACUGCCACCGCCAUUCCUGAUACUGGCGCUGAAGCAACGGUAGCCAGCAUGGCGAUUCUCCAAUUACUCGGUGAGGAUGUCAACAAUCUGUUGCAGCGUGGCGUCGACAACCUCACAGCGGCAAACAACUCAUCGCUGAAAUGUGCCGGCCGCCUUGUACUGCAGCUACACUACAGAGGCAGAUCGGACACCACAUCCGUUUGAUUCAGUCCUGAGCAUGACGGAAUGGUGCUAUCGUGGUUCGUUUACGUCGAGCUAGUUCUUUUUCCGCCCUGCUACCCGGAACCCUUCAUGAUCAACACCGUCGCCGCCGAAUUGCCACCUCCAAUUCGACCAAUCGACAUGUCAGACGUAGCUGCCUUGAAACAAGAGCUCUUGGUCGAAUUCGCAGACUUCUUCGACAAGGAGGGUCCUUUGAAAACGAUGUCUGACCCACCAAUGUAGAUUUAAUUACUGCCGGACGCCGUCCCUUUUGCAGUAAGCGGCGCUAGAACAAUUCCAUACGCUCAGCGUGACAAGGUGAAGGGCCUGCUGGAUGAAAUGCAGACCAACAACAUCAUUGCUCCCGUUACCCAGCCGACGUCAUGGACUCAUCCUCUGGUAGUCGUCGGGGAGCCGAACGGAAAGUUGAGGAUCUGUGUCGACAUGACCAAACUCAACCGGUACGUGAAACGGCCUUACUACCCGUUAGUCUCUCCAAAAGAUGCUGUAGCGAGCAUCACGAGUGGUGCCAAAAUGUUAAGCACAUUCGAUGCCCUACACGGAUAUUGGCAAAUUCCGCUGGAUGAAGAGAGCCAACUCCUAACCACCAUUAUCACCCCGUUGGGCGAUACAAAUUCUUGCGUGGACCGAUGGGCCUCUCAUCAACAGGUGAUGAAUUCUGCCGCAGGAUGGCAGCAGCACUGGGUUAUUUGCCCAAUCUUCAUUGCGUCGUCGACGACAUGUUGUCCGCCCACGAAGAUCUGCCGUCUCAUUACAGUGCCGUCCGUGAGAUUCUGAUCCUGUGCCGUAAGAAUCAAAUCACCCUCGGCGCAGCCAAAUUCAAGUUUGCAGCUAGUUCGGUACCUUUCACCGGCUAUGUAGUUGGCAGUGACGGCGUCGCCACAGACCCGGAAAAGCUAUCAGCGAUUGCUGAUUUUCCACGGCCGGUCAACAUCACUCAGCUGCGAUCAUUUCUUGGUUUGGCUGGUCAGCUGGUCGACUUUUCCGACGAAAUCGCCGAUGCCGCUGGUCCGUUGAGACCGCUCCUACGCCAAGGCAAUGAGUUCAUGUGGUCAGCUGACCAAGAAGAAGCUUUUGAGACCGUCAAACGCACUUGACAUUCCCUCCUGUCUUGGCCAACUUUGACCCAUUGGCCGAUACCGUUUUGCAGACGGAUGCAUCGAGAAAAAAACGGCCUUGGAUACAUCUUGCUUCAACGCCAGGGCAGCCAUUGGAAGCUCAUCCAAUGCGGAUCACGAUUCGUGUCGGACACCGAGAGCCGCUAUGGCAUGGGGAAGCUCGAGCUGUUGGCGGUGGUUUAGGCCAUGAAAAAGUGCCAUCUUUAUCUUGUCGGACUACCCAAAUUCACUCUCGCCGUUGAUCAUCAACCGCUAGUAACAAUCUUAGAUCGUUACACACUAGAUUGCGUCGAAAACCCCCUUCUGCAACGACUAAAAGAAAAGUUACGGCGUUGUGUCUUUCCAACCAUUUGGCGCCGUGGCAAAGAUCACGCCAUCCCUGACGCGCUUUCUCGCGCGCCCGUUGCUGAUCCGAAGCCCGAAAAUCUGUUGGAUAGCGGCCUCGUCGCCCAGGCACGCAUUGCCGUCUUCAACAUCGUCGCAGCCAUCGAAUCGGACGAGGACGAUGGACCAUUGCACCUGCCGGACCCAUUACUGGCCGAUCUGCGUUCUGCAGCAUCGUCAGACGCAGAUUAUUACGCCUUAAUAGCCACAAUCCAGGGGAUCCCGUCUCGUCAAGAGGAGCUGCCGAUCGCAAUCCGCGGCUUUUGGAAAGUUCGCAAUGAUUUGUGGAGGGAUGACUGCCUGAUGUUGUUCAACAGCCGUAUCGUGAUCCCCUCCGCCAAGCGUGUUGAAACUUUUCAAAAAUUGCAUAGUGCUCAUCAGGGCGUCGAGCGCACAAAACGUCGUGCCCGUCAACUCGUUUAUUGGCUGGGCCUAUCCAGCGACAUGACCAACACGGUCAGGGCGUGUGAAAUAUGCCAGAAGGCAUUGCCCAGCCUUCAACGCGAGCCUCUCAUUUUCGAUCCCAGUCCAUCAUGUGUGUUUGAGGACAUUUCCAUUGACAUUUUUUGUCACGCCGGCAACCAUUACCUUAUCUAUGCCAAUCGUUUGUCUGGUUUGCCCGCAGUGUUUGAAUCUGUAAAGCGCGAUCUCUGUUCCCACGAUGUGAUUCGGUCGUGCAUGCGUUGUUUUGCUGAUUUUGGUGUACCCGCCCGCGUUCGUUCCGAUGGCGGCACUAAUCAGACGUCUGCUGAAACCUUGACCUUCUUCGAGAAAUGGGGCGUAACAUCUGUCAAUUCGACCCCCCAUUACCCUCAAUCGAAUGGCCAUGCAGAGGCGGCCGGCAAAGCCAUGAAGAAUCUGGUGCAAAAAGCAGCCCUGAACGGCCACCUGGACACCGACGCCUUCCAGCAGGGCCUACUGGAGUGGCGCAACACUCCCCGCGAAGCCGGCCUGUCGCCUGCUGAAAUCGUCUUUGGCCACCCCAUCCGAUCCAUCCUGCCGGCCCAUCACACCGCCUUUGCCAGCAAGUGGCGCGAGCUUAUGGACCUGUCAGACCGCCUAACAGUGUUGCCACAAGUGGCUUUCUGGAGCCAUUUUGGCUUUUUUUUGGUUAAAAAUUGGACGAUUGGCUUUUCUAGUUUUUUUCUGGCUUUUUGGCUAUUUCUGGCUUUUUCCAAAAUUUUCCCAUGAUUUGGCUUCAAAAUGGGCUUAUUUUAGUUUUAGCGAAUAAAAUAUUUUUAAAAAUAAAUUUGGCAACGUUAACUGCAGUCGGUAUUACGAUAUAAAGCAUAUGCGUAUCAGCAAAUUCAGCUUUCAGCAUGACAGCAUUGAAUUCAGGGGCAGGGCUUCAGCUUUCAGUAAACAGCAGUCAGCAGACCUACUGUCCUACUGGCCUAGUACACCCGUCUCCAUAAAUAUCCGACGUACCCAAACGGUGGGAAAUAUUUUAAUACCGCUGCAAUUAUUCUUGACACUGAAUAUCAUUGCAGCGGCAUGUAAAAAUUCUCUUUUUGGCGAUUUUCCCCAUUUUGGAUACCCCGUUUCCCCCUUGUUACAGAUCGUUACAAAAAAAGAGACAGCCCCCAUGUAAAAUACUGAACCCCCCUAGUUAAUUUAAGAAUGAAAAAUACAAAAUUUUUUUUAUUAAAGCCCAUUUAUUUUAUGGAACAUGGCACACACCCUUAGAUAGGCUCAAAAUAAGACGAAUGCAAGAGCAGAGUAGGCUAUCAACCUGAACUGAAGGGAAAAGUUUAAUUUUCUUCCUCCCAGGCACCAGUAAAAUGUUCUUCCAUAGUCAUAACUGGCAUCGAGUGGUCAUCUCCGUCGUCUUCUUGGGGCAGAAUUGUACCAGUGACAUCGAGGUCGUCCUCGUCAACCCAAUCUGCGUGUUCUUCUUUCUCUUGCAUAGCAA